UGUGUAUAAAGCGAACUGUAGUUGAGCUUUAGCAUCACUGUUACAUCUGUGGAUUCUCGGGUAAACAUUUUAAAUAAACCUUGGCUGUUUAGACUCCCUGAUUCUGAGAAAGCAGUGUGUGUUAAAAAAAUGGAUGCAAUAUUCAGCUGCAGGCUGGAGGAUAUGGAAGAUUAUUAUAACCUGCUGGGAUGUGAUGAAUUAUCUACAGUUGAACAAAUUGUUGCAGAGUUUAAAGUCAGGGCACUUGAAUGUCAUCCGGACAAGCAUCCCGGAAACCCUCAGGCCGUGGAGAAUUUUCAGAAGUUACAACAUGCAAAAGAGAUUCUUUCUAAUGAAGACAGCCGAGCCCGUUACGACUACUGGCGAAGGAGCAAAAUUGCUAUCCCGUUCCAGCAGUGGGAAGCCCUGAGCAACUCAAUGAAAACAUCAAUGCAUUGGGCUGUCAGAGAUAAAAAAGAGCCAAUGUUGGAUGCUCCUGAUUCAAAUCGUAAUGACAAGAUGGCUGAUAAUUUUUCGCUGAAGACAGAAAUCAACGGGGAUGAUUUAUUCAAUGAGAGAAAGGAAAUGGAGGAUUUUCAAAUCUUUGAUGGGAAACCGAUGUCUCCAAAAAGCCCAGAUUCGCCAGAUCCAAAUUGCUGGCAUUUGCGCUUCCGUUGGUCUGGUGACACGCCAUCUGAACUUCUGCGGAAGUUUAGAAAUUAUGAAAUAUGAAGCAGAACAUCAAAUACGUAUGAAGGAUGAAACUGUUGAAUGUUGAAUGUGGUUUUCACUGUUUCAAUAUGUUUGUUGUUAAUAAAACUGUUUAUUAUAGAGUGACUGCUUGUAUGUAUUUAUGUCCCUUCAUAUACUGUAUUUUUCGGACUAUAAGACGCACUGGAGUAUAAGGCGCACCUAGAUUUUGAAGAGGAAAACAAGAAAAAAAAGUUUUCGGCUUCUGCGUGUCCAGUUUUUGCCCUCCCUGGCCCCCAGGAGCACUCUGCAGGCCUCCCAAAUCUUUCACACCAGAGGUGGGUUUCAGCAGGUUCUGACCAGUUCUGGAGAACCGGUAGCAGAGAUUUCGAGUAGUUCGGAGAACCGGUAGUAAAAUUCUGACUGGCCCUGCCCCCAUCUAUUCUCUACCUCCCAAGUCCCAGCUGAUCAGGAGGAAAUGGGGAUUUUGCAGUAACAUUCCCCUGAAUUGGGGAAGGAAUGGAGAUUUUACAGUAUCCUUCCCCUGGAGUGGGGUGGGAAUGGAGAUUUUACAUUAUCCUUCCCCUAGCUUGGGGUGGGAAUGGAGAUUUUACAGUAUCCUUCCCCUGCUACGCCCAAGCCAUGCCCACCAAGCCACACCCACAGAACCAGUAGUAAAAAUUUUUGAAACCCACCACUGUUUCACACAUCCCGUUUUCACCAAAAAUGAGCCUGUUCUUGGUCCCCCAAACCCCCCAUAUGUUCCGUUUUUGCCCUCCCCAGCCCCCAGGAGAACUCUGCAGGCCUCAAACCCGUCAAAACGUCCCGUUUUCGCCAAACCCGGGCUCGUUUUUUUGGGGGGGGUGUUUCAGGAGACCAAAAAGAGGGCUGUAUUCAGUCUAUAAGACGCACAGCCAUUUCCACCCACUUUUUUGGGGGGUGGGGAAGUGCAUCUUGUAAUCUGAAAAAUACGGUAUAUACUUUAUGUUAGGGAUGUACCUACUUUUGCAAAUGUUUCAAAAGUGCUGCUUCAGAACGUGUACAACAUAUGCAAGGAAACCAUGCAGCUGUCUAUCUUUUUUCAGGUGAACUAGAGAAAGAUGUAGCUCUUUUAAAACUUGCAUUUAGAAUUGGAUUCUUAAAGCAGCAGCAGCAGCAGCAUUUUUCAAGCUCAGAUGUAUGCCUGAAAAGGGCGGGGCGGGGGGGAAGCAGGCUGUUGUAAUGAAUAGCAGAGAGAUGCUGUGUUUACGCAGUGUUUGAAGCACCACUUCUGAACAAUUUUUGAAAUUUGUGUGGCUUCAGAAAUAUGUAUAAUUUGUGCAGCUAUGUAUAGUAUUUUAAAUUUUGUAACAUUAUUCUUAUAUAAAUUAUAAUGCAAAACGUUGUAGUUUCUGAACUAUUCAUUGCAUGGAUGAUAUGUUGGUGCAUUUAGUCCUGUUUCCAAAACUGUAUCCUUAACAAAAUUUGUUUCCUAUAACUUUAGAAACAUUAAGAAAAUUAUUUGCAGUCACCUUAACAUUCUUUAUUUCUAACUUCUAUUUCCAGCUAUAUUCCAUCCUGUGGAAAUGAAUUCACAGAUUUUAGCCCUUCAGCUCUGUCAUUCCCAUCUCCUAAAAGCCUACUUAUAAUGUCUCCUUUUUUUCCCUUGCUAUAUCCUGUUGCUUGCGAAACCUUCCAAAUUAUAUUGGUCAUACUACCUCCAUAUCACUCUGCAAUGUCCACCUUUUCUAAGAAACAUUUCCUCUAAUUCUUUACAUCCUUCCCCCCAGCAAAAUUGUAUACUUCAGUGGUGGGUUGCCCCCGGUUCGGACCGGUUCUAUAGAACUGGUAGUAAAACCGGCGGGAGGCUCCACCCACUGACCCAAACAUCAUCAAAACUCUUCUGCGCAUGCGCAGAAGCUUCUUCACACCGACACAAUGCGAACCGGUAGUAAAGGUGAGUAGAACCCACCCCGGUAUACUUAUCUUGCUAUUCUUAAUAUUCAGGGUCAAAAUACACACUGUGUUAGAGUUACAUGUAUUUUAACUACACGUAAAAAUAGCUACAAGCUACAAGCUUGAGGUUCUCCAGUGCCAUGUGGCUUUGCCACAUGGAAUACAGUAUAUAGAAUAAUAAAGUUGGAAAGGACCUUGGACGUCUUCAAAUCCACAAAUGGCUGUUCAAUCUCUUCUUAGAAACUUCCAGUGAUGGAGCACCCACAACUUAUGGAAAUGGAAAUUAAAAUGAAUGGACUGUAAUGAAAAUGGACAAAGAGGCUAAUGUGCCUGAAACUCCUGCACCUCGUGGUGAUUUUAAUAAAAAGAGAAUUAUGCCGAAAGCUUUGCUGUUGAACACAUUUCUGUGUAAUGUGACAUUUUCUUUUCUUCUGUCCCUUGGUUCUCUCAUUUAGUAAAUAAUUUAUUAAUAUGACUUGCCUUUUUUAAAAAUAAUAAUAAUGAUACCUUGUAAAUAUUAUGUAUUUGGAUGUCACUAAAUAAAUAAAAUAUAUAAACAAAAGUAAUAUCCCACUUCAGAAACUGAAGAAUUUACUAAUCUUGUACAGAAUUAACUCUUGGGGUGAAGUUUAUGUUUCAGUUAAAUGUACUUUAUUCUUCUCUUUAUUCUUCCAAGGAUAUUGAUGCUGUAUAUUGUUCAGUCUUCAAUAAACUGGUUGUUGAAAUUA
Ahaetulla prasina is the source of this 3332-nucleotide messenger RNA. It is a transcript of the gene DNAJC12, whose product is annotated as DnaJ heat shock protein family (Hsp40) member C12. Gene Ontology annotation, cellular component: cytoplasm. The record is from RefSeq and is a predicted model, not a curated record. NCBI's taxonomy places the organism in Eukaryota, Metazoa, Chordata, Lepidosauria, Squamata, Colubridae. The coding region runs from base 130 to 711 and encodes 193 amino acids. The transcript has 5 exons.